UUUUAAACAUUACCAAAAACCUAUUAACAGAAUUUCCCACCUGUGAUUCUCUAAACAACUUUAAAUGCUUGUGCUAGAUUACAUUGGGAUUUCUCCCACAAUUUCCUCCAAGCCCUGCCACACAAUGAAACUUGUAUACUAAACAAAGUUAGAAUGUUAAAUGUUAGUCACAACGACUUCACCGGGAUACCGCAACCGAUCGCCAACUCCUCCUCUCUCCUAUACCUGGUAAUGAGUGGCAACAAGAUCUCCACAAUAACGCCCAACGCUUUUAUUGGACUUUCGCGACUCCGGGAACUGGACCUCAGCUUCAACCGUCUUACGGUAUUUCCAGAAAGUAUAAAAAGUCUGUCAAGUUUGAAAAAACUUAAUUUAGCCGGAAAUCGUAUCCUGACGGUCCCCGAUGCUGGUUUCUCCUUGUGGCCAUAUCUGGAUGUGUUUCAGUUUCACGGCAACCCUCUUGUUUGUUCUUGUUCCAUGGCCUGGUUGAGAAACUAUAACCUUACCACAGACCUGGGACGGUGUAGCUAUCCCGCUGGACUUGAGGGUAACUCGGUUACCUGUCUGACAAACCCGUCUUGUGGUGCAAAAGAAAAUAUGUAUUCAUCAAAGGAAAAUAUACAGGCAUGUUUCAGGAAAGGACAAGUGCUUACAAAUCAGAAUACAAACCUUAAAUGGGACCUUUCAGUAGGUAAUGUAAAAACUACAACAAAAUCGCAUGCCAACAUUGAAGUAUUCAGGGAAUGUAAUCUGGUAUCCAAUGUUUCAUUAGUAGGACUGAAUACCUGGACACUUUCAGAUGACAGUGAAGAAAUUGGAGAUUUAGUGUGUCUUACAUUGUCAGAUAAUACCUGGAUAAGUGACAUCAGAGAAUGUGUCGUAUUGGAUCAUGUAGUAACUAAAGAUGAAACCCGAAGUCAAACGCUGCAAUCCGUUUACAUUGGAGUGAUUGUUGCUAUCUCCAUACUUCUGGUAAUUGCUAUAUGUACAGCACUUGUCAUUUUCUUCAUAUGUAAAAGACGCCAAACUGUUCCUAAACAGAGGGGAACUGUCCCAACCAUUUCAGAACAAGAAAAUGUGGUGUAUGAAAACAACGCCGAAGCUGAGACGUCAUACAUCAGGAAUCGGGUCAAUAGAGAUGAAGAUAGACAUUAUUAUGACACUGUCAAGCCCUCAGAUAUAUAUGAAAACGAUGAAACCAAUGCUAUACCAAGUUUCCCACAGUACAACGGGAUUCUUAAUAACCUGAGAUUUUAUGGAGAGUGGAUGAUGAGAACUUUGGACAAAAACUCGUUCACAGACUUACCCUCAGUUAAUCGGCUUAUACUAACGAACAUUGGUUUACAGCACUUGUCAUGUGACGUGUUUAACAACAUCAGUCAGGAGUUGACAAUCAUAAACCUGGACGACAACCAACUGGAUCAUUUUCCUGCUUGUUCGGUCAAUAAUUUGUACCAUCUGAGAGAACUGACCUUAAGUAAGAACUUCAUCACCUGUAUUCCUGGACACAGUGUACCUAGUUUCCUACAACAUCUGGACGUAUCGUUCAACCAAAUAUAUUCAUUGAGUUCUGCCAUGUCGGCAGAUGCCUACAACAAAAACCCACUGAAGACUUUCAACAUCAGAGGAAACAAACUUCCCGGAAUCAACGGGGAUGAACUACAUCUGUUUUCAAAUUUAGAAAAUCUUGACGUGAGUGAGAAUCGACUCAAAUACAUCCAUCCAAAGUCGUUUGUAACCGCCGAUGUUCAUCUCCUUGUCAUCAAUCUGUCCCAAAACCAACUGACCGGCGACGUUUGGCUCUCUUUGGAACAUUUACAUCAAGUAAGACAUCUCAACUUGUCUCACAACCAGAUAGAUCAUGUCAGUGAUAACGUGGUGGCCAGCAUGGGAAAUCUAGAGACAUUUGAUAUUUCGUAUAACAUGGUUUCUGAAAUAGGACCAGCAUUUGUUCACCAACAGACUGUAAAGACCUUGUCAUUUCACCAUAACUUGAUCACUAAAGUUUCCGAGACCAUGUUUGCUGCUGGAACAGGGUUUAUGCACUCGUUUGACCUUGACUUGUCCUUCAAUCUUCUGGUGAGUUUAGAUCUGACCAUUCACGAUUGCUUGUAUUGUACAUUUUCCAUUCAUCACAAUAAACUCAAUGCAAUGCGCCUCUCUUCAAACCAGAACAGCACCUUUAGUUUGAUUGACAUCUCUUUCAAUGUACUAGACGCCAUACCUUCACAUCUGCCACCGUGGAUUAACUUUAACGGAUCUCAUAACCCGUUCUCUACAGCGAGUGUGAUGGACUUCCUGACUGAUUUACCCAACCUAGCUAUACGUGAUGUCAUCUUGAAAAACACAACAUUUAUGUGCGAACAAACGACUAUUUCAGACAUUUGGUUUUUCUCUAAAAUCAUUCUUAAUUUAGCAGAUAAUUGCGUUUCAUCUGAAUUCCUAUGUCAUCUGAGGUCAAAUGUGUCAAAUCCAUACAGAGGCGGAGUCAGUAUUUACCUGGACAGAAAUGGAAUAGAGGUAUUACAAGAAUGUUCAUUCAAUGUAACUGUGUCGAUGCUGUCUUUAAAGGGCAACCGCUUGAGUUUUAUGAACGAAUCAUUCAUAUCAGAGGAAAUGCCAUAUCUAGAAUAUUUAGAUUUAGCUGAAAAUAAUAUUGGGUUAUUUAAUGUUGUCGAAACUCUAGCUAGAAAUAGUGAGUUGUCACACUUGAACACAUCUUUAAAUAAUCAAUCGGAACUCCCUUUAUUACGGUAUACCUUUAAGUCAACUUUAGCAAUUUUUGAUUUUUCCUGGAGUAAUAUUUCUAGGGCAUAUGGUUUUGCGUUUAGUUUCGAUUAUGUAUUCUAUUACAGUCGAUCAGGAGAAGUCAUUGUGGACAUUAGCAACAAUAACUUAAAACAGAACAUUCAUGUAAAAUUUGAAAUCGAGAUUUUAAUGCCCACAUUUUAUCUAAUUUCAUCAGACAAUCACAUAGAGUCGAUUGAAGAUGUUAUUGAGUUUGGUGGCACAACAAUUCCAGACGCAACGUUGGUUUUUGACUUUAGCAGAAACAACAUAAAACGCAUUUCAAAUUUCUUACACUUUGACCCAAAUACCCAUUUCUCAUAUACCAGGAUAGUUUUAAACAUUACCAAAAACCUAUUAACAGAAUUCCCCACCUGUGAUUCUCUAAAACACUUUAAAUGUUGUGUUAGAUUAGAUUGGGAUUUCUCCCACAAUUUCCUCCAAGCCCUGCCACACAAUGAAACUUGUAUACUAAACAAAGUUAGAAUGUUAAAUGUUAGUCACAACGACUUAACCGAGAUACUGAAACCGAUCGCCAACUCCUCCUCUCUACUAUACCUAGUUAUGAGUGGCAACAAGAUCUCCACAAUAACGCCCAGCGCUUUUAUUGGACUUUCGCACCUCUGGGAACUGGACCUCAGCUUCAACCGUCUUUCACUGUUUCCAGAAAGUAUAAAAAGUCUGUCAAGUUUAAAAAAACUUAAUUUAGCCGGCAAUGGUAUCAUGACGGUCCCAGAUGCUGGUUUCUCCUUGUGGCCAUUUCUGACUGUGUUUCAGUUUCACGGCAACCCUCUUGUUUGUUCUUGUUCCAUGGCCUGGCUGAGAAACUAUAACCUUACCACAGACCUGGGACGGUGUAGCUAUCCCGCUGAACUCGAGGGUAACUCGGUUACCUGUCUGACAAACUCAUCUUGUGGUGCAAAUGAAAAUAUGUAUUCAUCAAAGGAAAAUAUACAGGCAUGUUUCAGGAAAGGACUAGUGCUUACAAAACAGAAUGAAAACCUUAAAUGGGACCUUUCAGUAGGUAAUGUAAAAACUACUUCAAAAUCGUAUUCCCACAUUGAAGUAUUCAGGGAAUGUAAUCUGGUAUCCAAUGUUUCAUUAGUAGGACUGAAUACCUGGUCACUUUCAGAUGACAGUGAGGAAACUGGAGAUUUAGUGUGUCUGACAUUGUCAGAUAACACCUGGAUAAGUGACAUCAGAGAAUGUGUCGUAUUGGAUGGUGUAGUAACCAAAGAUGAAAACCGUUGUGAAAUGCUGCAUUCCGUUUACAUUGGGGUGAUUGUUGCUCUCUCCAUACUUCUGGCCAUUGCUAUAUGUACAGCACUUGUCAUUUACUUUAGAUGUAAAGGGCGUCAAAAUAUUGUCUAUAUCCGGAAAUAGUACCCAACAAAUCAGAACAGUAAAAUGCGGUGUAUUGAAAACAACGCUUAAGGUUAGAUUUCAUACAUCAGGACUCCUGUUGCUAGAAAUGAAAAUAAACAUUACUAAGACACCAUUCAGCCCAAAGUUCAGAUUAGUUCAAAUUCUCAGGCAUCAACGCAAAUUUGCGUUAUCGUCAGGCUCCUAGCUCAAAUUCUAGGAACACCUAAUCAUUUUAUUCAGACAUCAUAUAAAAAUCGAAAGCACCCUGUCCCCCCACAAUACUUACAAAAACAUGAUCUUUCUGACAUUUACCAUAACAAGCUGAAACUAUCUGACAAAUUAUUAGACACUAUCACACAUGUACAUAACUCAAACCUAAACAAUUACGAGAAGUCAAAGCAUAUAAAGAGAUGUGCUGUUAAAUGAAUCCUGUUAAUAUCACAAGCAAACCCUCACCAAAACCAGUCAAAAACGAAUGGUAAAUAUCUGAUACCGAAAUUUAAACUCUCAUUAAAUAACAGAUACUUAAAUGAGUUUCUGAAGAUAUACACCCAGAUACGAUAGUUGAAAUACUAUCUUUGUUAAUAUCAAAUCAUGUCAUUUUCAGCGUAUCAUUAUAUCAAAGAAUCUGUUCAUGACAGCAGUGCACAUGGGUUUCUUCAUAUAUAGAG
Molecule: messenger RNA, 4823 nt
Organism: Pecten maximus
Lineage: Eukaryota; Metazoa; Mollusca; Bivalvia; Pectinida; Pectinidae
Product: slit homolog 3 protein-like
Exons: 2
Coding region: 154-4170 (1338 amino acids)
Cellular component (GO): plasma membrane
Molecular function (GO): protein binding
Source: RefSeq, a predicted model, not a curated record